AUGGGUGACUGGAGCUUUCUGGGUAACAUUUUAGAGGAAGUCAACGAGCACUCUACGGUGAUCGGCCGGGUGUGGCUCACGGUGCUCUUCAUCUUUCGCAUCCUCAUCCUGGGGACCGCCGCCGAGUUCGUGUGGGGCGACGAGCAGUCCGACUACGUCUGCAACACGCAGCAGCCCGGAUGUGAGAACGUGUGCUACGACGAGGCCUUCCCCAUCUCCCACAUCCGCCUGUGGGUGCUGCAGAUCAUCUUCGUGUCCACGCCGUCGCUGGUGUACGUGGGCCACGCCGUGCACCACGUCCACAUGGAGGAGAAGCGCAAAGAGCGCGAGGAGGCGGAACUGAGCCGGCAGCAGGAGCUGAGCGAGGAGCGACUCCCUCUGGCUCCCGACCAGGGGAGCGUCCGCACCACGAAGGAGACCAGCACCAAGGGAAGCAAGAAGUUCCGGCUGGAGGGCACUCUGCUGAGGACCUACAUCUGCCACAUUAUCUUCAAGACUCUGUUUGAGGUGGGCUUUGUGGUGGGCCAGUACUUCCUCUACGGCUUCCGCAUCCUGCCGCUGUAUAAAUGCAGCCGCUGGCCCUGCCCCAACACGGUGGACUGCUUCGUGUCUCGCCCCACGGAGAAGACUGUCUUCAUCAUCUUCAUGCUGGCCGUGGCCUGCGUCUCUCUGUUCCUCAACUUUGUGGAGAUCAGUCACUUGGGCCUGAAGAAGAUCCGCUUUGUCUUCCGAAAGCCGGCGCCGGCCCCGGCCCCGAGCCAAGGCGAGGGCCCGGCCCCGCUGCCCCCGGCAGGGAAGAGCCUGCCGCCGCUGGCCGUCUCCUCGCUGCAGAGAGCCAAAGGCUACAGGCUGCUGGAGGAGGAGAAGGCCCCCCCUGUGACCCACCUGUACCCUCUGGCCGAGGUGGGCAUGGAGGCCGGCAGAGGGACCCCACCCUUCCAGGGGCUGGAGGAGAAAGCGGAGGAGGUGUUGCCCAUGGAGGACAUCUCUAAGGUGUACGACGAGACUCUGCCCUCCUACGCCCAGACCACCAAGACGGCGGGGGUGACUUUACACGAGGACGAGCCCGAGGAGGCGCAGCCGCCGGAGGCCGAGGCAGAGAGGGUGGAGGAGGCCGCGGAUGAGGACGCGGAGGUAGAGCAGGCAGUCAGCAGGGACGCGGCGACCCCGGCGGAGGCAGGGAUGGAGGCCGCGGAUACGAUAGAAGACACCAGACCGCUGAGCCGACUGAGCAAAGCCAGCAGCAGGGCCAGGUCAGACGAUCUCACCGUAUGA
This is a messenger RNA of Salarias fasciatus (jewelled blenny), 1275 nucleotides long. RefSeq names its product gap junction alpha-8 protein. The record is from RefSeq and is a predicted model, not a curated record. Gene Ontology annotation, biological process: gap junction-mediated intercellular transport; cell-cell signaling. The coding region runs from base 1 to 1275 and encodes 424 amino acids. Lineage: Eukaryota; Metazoa; Chordata; Actinopteri; Blenniiformes; Blenniidae. Gene Ontology annotation, cellular component: connexin complex. Gene Ontology annotation, molecular function: gap junction channel activity. The transcript has a single exon.